Mizuhopecten yessoensis (Yesso scallop) is the source of this 1365-nucleotide messenger RNA. RefSeq names its product malonyl-CoA-acyl carrier protein transacylase, mitochondrial-like. Bases 44 to 1330 code for a protein of 428 amino acids. The transcript has 4 exons. The record is from RefSeq and is a predicted model, not a curated record. Gene Ontology annotation, molecular function: transferase activity. NCBI's taxonomy places the organism in Eukaryota, Metazoa, Mollusca, Bivalvia, Pectinida, Pectinidae.
GAUAUAAACACAUGUUGUUCACUUCCGGUUAUCUUGAAACACGAUGAUGACCACCAAAUCUUUAUCGGCACUUAAGUUCAUACGUUGUUUAAAAGUGGCACCAGUUUGUUCAACCCACUCUCACUUUCACAAUGCAUUACAAAACAACUAUUGCACUGGCUCUAGCAAUGGAGACGAGAAUGAUAAGUCGAAAAGGAAACCAUAUGAUGUUGACCCAAGGUCUUUGAAAUCAUUUGUCAGUGACAUGUACACAGGUCAAUCGGAUGAAGCAGUUGAAGUAUUUCCUUCUGAUGAAGUUGAUCUCAAUGAACUUGCAAAUACUAAAAAGUCACACACAGACAAGUCAAAUAUAGCUAAUAGAUCCGGAACUGAUCCUUCACUGACGUCAGUUCUGAUGUUUCCAGGUCAGGGAAGUCAUUUUGUCGGAAUGGGUAAAAAACUCCAGCACAUUCCAAGCGCUAGAGACGUUUAUGACCGCGCUAGUGGUAUUCUGGGAUAUGACUUACUGGAGCUCUGUUUAAAAGGACCACACUCAAAGUUGUCAAAAACUGAGUUCUCUCAACCUGCAAUUGUGGUUACUUCAUUGGCAGCAGUGGAAAAACUACGAGAAGAGAAACCAGAGGCUGUCGACGCUUGUAUUGCUGCUAUAGGCUUCAGCGUAGGGGAGAUAACAGCCCUGAUGUUUGCAGAAACUCUGUCUUUUGAAGAUGGAAUCAGUCUGAUCAGGUUAAGAGCCAGGGCUAUGCAGAGGGACUCGGAAGUGGUCUCCAGUGGCAUGAUGACAGCUAUGUGUGAUAUGAACACCUACCUUAAAGAAGCCAUGUUAGCUGCUCGAGAAUACUGCAAAACUAAAGCAGGGAUUGAGAAUCCUGUGUGCAACGUGACGGCCUUCGUGGGAACAGAUAUUAAAGUUAUAGCUGGUCAUACUGAGGCUUUGGAUUUCAUGCAGGAAACUCAAAAAGACUUCGGAAUUCGCCAUUUAAAAAGGCUCAAUGUAAGCGGUGCGUUUCACACAAGCCUUAUGAAAGAAGCAUCAAGGGAUGUUGCGAAGUCAUUGAAGGACAAGAAGUUCAAUGUUGGCAAAGUACCGGUGUAUUCUAAUGUGACAAGCAAUGCAUACUCAACCAAUCAUAAACAGAUAAAGCGAAAUGUAUAUGAGCAAAUUGUUAAGCCCAUUAAAUGGGAACAGAUAAUAAAGAACAUUUACCAGCGUUCCCCGGGAACUGCCUACCCAAAUACGUACGAGGUUGGACCAAGGAGAUCACUAGGUCACCUUCUGAGAUCAACAGACAAAAAAGCUGUGAGAAAGUACAAAGCCGUGGAUGUGUAACAGCCAUUUCCUAUUAAAGUUUUCUGUAACCUUGA